AUGUCUCUCACCCCAGAAUUAAUUCGUCGUAGGCGUCAUUCAGGAUCAAUAGCAGUUCAAGCACUCGAUCGCAUUAGACAGCAGCUAUCCGAAGAAGAACCGGAGUCCGCAUUCAUUCCUCCCCAGCGUCCAAAAUCCACCCCAGUGGACGAAAGACCUCAGCGCGACCUUCCCGAACAUAGCCCGGAAAGACCUAUUCGCCCACUCCCAUCCUCUAAGGCACGAAAAAUGGCUACUUCAUCUGCAAAGCCAACACCCCCAAAUCCUUCCAUGCUACCGGUACAAGCGCACGUGCCCAGGGGCGGUCCGGCCUCCACGCAACGCAGACUAUUUGUGAUACUGGAUCAGGCAUGCCUCGAGGCAUACCGGGUUACCAGUGGUGGGAGGAGCAAGGGUGGUAGAGAGGGCGAAGUCAAGUACACUCUCCUCAAUUGCGACGAUCACCAGGGAAUCCUUGCCAAGACCGGGAGGGACAUUGCGGAUGCUCGUCCAGACAUUACCCAUCAGUGUCUUCUGACUCUUCUGGACUCGCCCCUUAACAAGGCAGGCCGGCUGCAGGUGUACAUUCACACUGCAAAAGGUGUCCUCAUCGAGGUUAACCCUCAUGUGAGAAUACCUCGGACGUUCAAGCGCUUCAGUGGCUUGAUGGUUCAACUUCUUCACAAGCUCUCCAUCCGUGGCGUCAACGGUCCGGAGAAACUGCUUAAAGUGAUCAAAAACCCCGUGACCGACCACCUCCCUGUAAACACGAUUAAACUGACGCUAUCUGGCGACGCGCCGACCGUUCGUUUAUCAAAAUAUCUACAAACAUUACCCGAGACCCACUCCAUUGCUAUAUUCGUCGGCGCUAUGGCUCGUGGACGAGAUAACUUUGCCGAUCAUAUAGUGGACGACAAAAUUGGUAUUAGCGACUACCCCCUCAGUGCAUCUGUCGCUUGCGGGAAGUUCUGUUGUGCUCUUGAAGAACUUUGGGACAUUCUUUAA
Pisolithus orientalis is the source of this 984-nucleotide messenger RNA. RefSeq names its product Alpha/beta knot methyltransferase. Gene Ontology annotation, biological process: rRNA base methylation. The coding region runs from base 1 to 984 and encodes 327 amino acids. The transcript has 6 exons. Lineage: Eukaryota; Fungi; Basidiomycota; Agaricomycetes; Boletales; Pisolithaceae. The record is from RefSeq and is a predicted model, not a curated record. Gene Ontology annotation, cellular component: small-subunit processome; nucleolus. Gene Ontology annotation, molecular function: rRNA (pseudouridine) methyltransferase activity; rRNA binding.